AUGGACGAAGAAUUAUUCACAAAGCACUGUAAAAGAAUGAACAAACCAGACAGUAUGGAGUCAGUGGACGAGUCUGACGAGACUGAUGUGUCCAUGAGGAUGCAGACUGGAUCCCCCCUCGGUCCCCUCGUGUCUUGGAUGGACAGUCCUGGUUCAGCUGCAGAAGUCCGGCCUCCGUGUGAGCAGUGCGUGUGCAGACUCAGAGCCGUGGCCCCUGCGCAGGUUACGCUGAGGUCUGCAGCGCACCUCCACCUGCUCGGAGAAGCACUCUUACUUAUUGGACAUUAUCUUCAAGAAACGGAUAAGCUGGUGUGCGUAUCGACCAGUGUAUCUCUGCUGCUGGACUCUUUGCUGUGCAGCUUGGCUCCUCUCAUGUCCCUCAGCUCACAGAUCCCAGAACUGCAGAGCUGUGUAGAGCACUCAGUGGCUCCCACUCUGGAAAAUGUGUCCUACUUGAUGCCAGGGCUCAAUGGAGACUCGUCUUCAGAGCUCAGGCUUAUUCUUCUGGGGAACAUCGGCUGUGGAAAGACAUCCUCAGCAGACACCAUUCUGGACCAGCAGGCUCCUUUGACCCUCAGUUCAUCCAAGUGCCUGGUGCAACGGGAGGGCUUUGUGGAGGGCAGGAGGGUCACUGUGGUGGAGGCCCCGAGAUGGUACUGGAGCCGCGGACAAAUGGACGAAAGCGUUCGCAAAGAGACUGAGAAGGCUCUGAUGCUGCUGGCACCUGGACCACAUACUCUGCUCCUGCUCAUUCCUGUGUUCCAGUUUACUGAGAUGGAGACUCUGGUUCCUGGAGAGCUCGAGGCGUUGUUUGGGAAAGACGUUUUGAAUCACACUCUGAUCCUGUUCACAUGUGGCGACUAUUUAAUGGGAAAGACAUUGGAGGAAUACUUUAAGAAGGAACCCCCAGCUCUGUUACAGAUUAUUGAACAAUGUAAUGGGAGAUGUCAUGUGAUCAAUAACCGCAAAAGGCAAGACAGGAGGCAAGUCCAGCAACUUUUAAAUAAGGUGGAUGACAUUGUACAGAGAAACGGCAUACACAGCCUAAAAACAGCUGAUGAGCGGGAUAUCGAGAAAAGAAUCCAGGAAAGGAAAUGUGAAUUGAUGGAAAGUUACAGAGCUCAAAGAGAAGCUCAAAGACUAAGCAUUAGCCCAGUGUUAGACAACGGCACAGAAAUCAGACAGACGACCAGCCCAAAGAUGGAGAGAAUUGGUCGUGAGCGAGAUGCUUUUGAGGCACAAGUGGAAAGCCAUCAAGAAUCCAACAGGGUUCAUUCAAGUCCGGCAAAAGAGCACAACACUGAGCACCAGUCACUGCAAAUGACUCCCAGUUAUAGACUUAAUUCAGAUGGUGCUGUUCUCUCUCAAAUGUCUGAGACUCGAUCUACACCGAAAGUGACCAGCACGUUGCACCAUAGAAUAAACAGCUUUGAAAAGACAUCCCCUGAGGUGUCCCCCACCACCUCCACACUCUCACCUGUGUUCUCCUCGUCCCCUGCUUCGUCCUCUGCUUCUGCGUCUGCUUUUGCAUUCACUCCAGCCACUGCUCGCUCUGCCUCCUCCUCUGGCCUACAGACUCCAGAGCUGCGCUUGGUGCUGGUGGGACGGUCCGGAGCUGGGAAGAGUGCUGUGGGGAAUUGUAUCCUGGGCCAUGGAGCCUUCAGGUCAGACCAGGCCAGCUUCACUGCUGUGACACAGGACUGUGAAAAGAAGAGGGCGGAAGUCUCUGGGCGAAAGGUGGCAGUGGUGGACACCCCAGACUGGUUCAACUCUGAGAAGACUCCUGACGAGGUGCGAGCUCAGAUCUCUUCUUGCGUCACUCUAUCGAGCCCUGGACCACACGCCUUCCUCAUGUGCAUCCCUGUGGACCAGUCGGCCAAGACCGAACUGCAGGCCCUCCAAGCUCUGGGCAGUGUUUUUGGCACCGACGCCGUUCAGAAACACACUAUAGCAGUCUUUACCUUCUCAGACCGACUUCAGGAGAGCGGGAAAGCUAAGAACAAGAGCGUUGAGGCCUAUAUUUCCAGUGAAAGGCCUGAUCUUUUAAACGUGGUGGAGAAGUGUAGAGACAGGUUUCAUAUUAUGGAAAUGGGUAAAGGUGGAAAUAACGUGGCAGAGCUGCUGGAGAUGAUAGAUCAGACUGUCAAGGAGGCAGGAGGCCAGUGCUACUCCUCAGCUGCCUUUCAGGAGGCCGAAGACAAGGUGAGGCAGAGGCAGUUUGAGAUAGCCAGAGAGCAGAGAGGGCUACAACAGGAAUCGUACAAACCAGGAGACUUGAGGCUGCUUAAUUCUGAAAAGCGUCAGUCUUUCUCUUAUAUGCAGCCACUGAAGGAGGAAAUGGAUGAAGAGAUGGAGAGAACCAGGGAUGAAGCAGAAAUGAGUGUGAGCACCAUGAACAUUGAGAGCCUUCCUCCAGUUUUACUCUCCAACUUUUCGCCUUCGAUGCUUCAGUAUGUCAGGGACAAGAUGGAGCUGGGUAUGAAGUCGUUGCCUGAGCUUUUCUCCACUAGCUCCUCUUGGGUCAGUAAAGGAGCAGAGUCUGUUAAAGGUAGUCCAAUGUGGGGGAAAGUGGGGAGUGGAGCGCUCAACGUUCAGAAGAUAGUUGUGGAUAGCUCUGUUUGGGAAAAGGUAGGAGCAAAAAAAGGAGAGCUUUCCAAAGCUGUCGGAGGUAAAAUUCCCAAAGUUGUGUUGGAUGGAUCUGCUUGGGUGGGAUCAGGGGCUAAGGCAGCAGCAGCCAGUCCAGUAUGGGGAAAAGUAGGAUCUGGGGCCAAUUUAGUAGCAAGAAACUCUGUGCGUCUUGGAUCUGGCCUUGGGACCGGAGCAAAGAACCUGGCUCAAAGUCCUGUAUGGGGGAAGAUGGGAUCAGGGGCCAAAACUGGAGCCAAAAUGGUGGUAGAAAGUCCUGUAUGGGGAAAGGUGGGGUCAGGAGCCAAAACAGGGGCCAAAAUGGUUGCAGAAAGUCCAGUGUGGGAGAAAAUAGGCCAGACCGCUAAACAGGUGCCAAAGGUGGUGAUUGCGGGAGCUGUGCUAGGACUAGUUCUUGGUGUGCUCCUUGGUGGGGUGAUCGGAGGCGCCAUUGGAGCCGGUGCUGGGUCUGCACUGACUGAAGUGGGCAGACGCAAGUUAGGAAAUAAAAAAGUCUUGGAACAAUCGAAUUUCUCUAAUGUGGAGAGAAAUAGGUUUUGGGUACAUCCUAUCCUCGUUCCUCCAUAUUCGGCGAGCGCCCGUUGGCCAUCGGUGAGAGACGGCACGUUCCCCAAACCCGUCGCAUCAUUCCUGUUUCACCACAUCCUACAUCCACCGUGA
Messenger RNA from Knipowitschia caucasica, 3306 nucleotides. The record is from the annotation of a GenBank genome assembly. Lineage: Eukaryota; Metazoa; Chordata; Actinopteri; Gobiiformes; Gobiidae.